GGCGCGGGCGACAGGUGGGCGCGUCGGGCAUGGCGGUCUCCGCGGGGCUAACGCUGUGCGGGUCCUUGCUGGUGGUGCGGGGCGGCAGCCGCUUCCUGGCCACCGACACCGCGAGCAGCAAUGGUGGUGUCCUUUUCACCUACGACUGCAGCGCUGCGGAGAAGCCCCCGGAGAGCAAAGGGGAGGAUGGGCAACCCGUGGACAGAGGGAGCGACACAAUCCUGGCCUGUGCCUUCUCGGCGUCCAGCAGCUACUUCGCUCUAACGGACGACAGGAAGCGCCUGAUCCUUUUCCAUACCAGACCGUGGCGGUGUCUGGGCGUUAGGAGCGUGGCAAGGCGCUGCACAGCCUUGACCUUCACGGCGUCUGAGGAGAAGGUUCUGGUGGCCGACAAAUCAGGGGACGUCUACUCCUUCUUGGUGCAGGAGCCGAAUGCCCACGGCCACCUGGAGCUGGGCCACCUGUCCAUGCUGCUGGAUGUGGCCAUUAGCCCUGAUGACCGCUUCAUCCUUACGGCUGACCGGGAUGAGAAGAUCCGGGUUAGCUGGGCCGUGGCCCCGCACAGCAUCGAGGCCUUCUGCUUGGGGCAUACGGAGUUCGUGAGUCGCAUCCUGGUGCCCCCCGACAAUCCCGAGCUGCUGCUGUCCACCUCUGGGGACGGCACCUUGAGGCUCUGGGAGUUCAGUCGAGGCUGUGAGCUGUGCUGCUGCCCCUUGGCCAGCCUGCGGGAGCCCAGGGAUACCUCGGAGCACCAGCGGGUGGCCGCCUCCAGGCUGGCGUACUGGCGCGGGGAGGGCUGUGUGGCACUUCUCUGCGAGGGCCUUUCUGCCGUCGCCAUCUUCCGGCUUCUUGGGUCCCAGCGCCGGCUGGUUCUGGAACAGCAGCUCCCGCUACAGCACCGCGCAUGGGACCUGGGCUUCGAGGACGGCCGUGGGCUGUGGGUGCUGCAGGACUGCGCGGAUACCCCCCUCCUGCUCUGCAGGCCCCACGGCGGCCAGUGGCAGUUUGUUCCUGAUGACUCUGUGCUGAAGACCAUCUCCGGCCUCUUGCGUGAAGAGUGGGCCAUUCUGGGGGGCUCCGCGGGCCAGGACCCCAGCCUGAGCAGCCUCUACAAGGCCGCCUGCGACAACAUGACUGCGUACCUGCAGCGCAAGGAACAGCGGCUGCUGCAGAGAAAGCGGCGCCGGGAUGCGUCACCUGGAACCCCCACACGGCUGCAUACAGGGGACGCAGCCCUGGGCUGUUCCUAGCGGCAGGCGCCCACCCUCCUGCUAGCACCACCCUAUUCUGGAAUAUUCCGUGGUGGGGAGAGAAGCAAGCCACAUGGAGGUGCCGGCAUGGACGGUUCCGGGACCCUCUGGGCCUCGACUCCCCGUGGACAAGCAGCCCCAGCACAGGUACGGCCACCCCGUGGGCAGCAGAAGUGAUGACGGCGCCGAGGAGCCCAGCGGAGCUGCGGGAGUGGAUGGUGGCUGUUGCAUGCUUGGCGGGGCUGGGAUAGCAGGUGGGUUGGUUGCAUCUCUCCUAAGUGCCUGUUUCCCUCUAAAUGGCCCCAAACCGUGACUUGGGGUGCCCCGUGCCCACCGCUUCCAGAUGUGAAAAUCUCGAGGCCCCAGUUCAGGCAUCUGGAGGCCUCUGCUGGCCCAGCUAUGUGC
This is a messenger RNA of Suncus etruscus (white-toothed pygmy shrew), 1655 nucleotides long. RefSeq names its product WD repeat domain 4 (gene WDR4). Gene Ontology annotation, biological process: RNA (guanine-N7)-methylation. Gene Ontology annotation, cellular component: cytosol; nucleus; tRNA methyltransferase complex. Gene Ontology annotation, molecular function: protein binding; tRNA (guanine(46)-N7)-methyltransferase activity. The transcript has 11 exons. NCBI's taxonomy places the organism in Eukaryota, Metazoa, Chordata, Mammalia, Eulipotyphla, Soricidae. The record is from RefSeq and is a predicted model, not a curated record. Bases 30 to 1250 code for a protein of 406 amino acids.